AUGAAUAAUGUUGCAACACCGAUUCAAGUGAAAAGUAGUGGCGAUAGAGACAGGAUAGCUAAAGCAACAACAACUGCCUCUACUUUCUGUACUGAUCCAAAAGCUAUGUCAUUAUCUUCACCAACAACUGAUAGUAAUUUAAUUCUGGCACCAAGAACACCAACAUUAAAUUCUAUUUCAAAUAUCAAUGUACGUAAACGACCAGCUAUUGAUUCAUCUUCAGCCCCACGGAAAAAAAAGAAUAAAUCUAAAAAAGUACAAGAAGGUGAUGAUACAUCAUCAUCUGAUACUCAACCCGAUGAAGACAAUUUUAUAAAAUUAAUUGAACCAAUUAAAACUCCUACAUUUAAUGGUCGUCGAUUAGCUAGUGUUGUUACAACUGAUUCUACAAUUAACAGAUCAAUGGAUAAAGACAGUUGUUCUCAGUCUAUGGAACAAAAAUACUUUAUGCCAUUGUUGAUCGGUCAAGAGAGAUUAGAAAUGAAGAUGAAAUCUUUAUAUAAUAAUCAAAUGAAGAUUCAAAAAGCUUUAACAAAGGACAAGUACUUAUUUCACUCGAAGAACCAGCAAAUCAACAUUGAUACAAUUGAUGUAUACUGUGGAAGAGCUGUUGCAUUAGAACCAGCUGAUACAUAUAGUGAUAAUCGAUAUAAGUUGAUACAAAGAGCUGUUCGUUCCAAGUUUAAACUUAGUGAUGAUCAAUUAGAACAAAUAUUUAAUGAAUGGCUUCGCGAAGUUUUUCUUGCAAAGAGGAGAGUGGCGGUGUCGCUAUCAACGACAUGGGAAUAUGUUCGAAAAUUUAAAUGUAAAGGACGAAUUCACACUAACUGUAUUCAUACAAUAUUAUUACAUGAAAACGAUAAUCAUAAUCAUCCUGGUAAUCCUGUUUCAACUGAAACUCGAAUAAUUGAAGAAAAAAUUCUUCAUCGAGCACUUAAUUCAAAGGAAGCGACACAAAAUUCUAUUGAUUAUUGUCUCACGAAUUUAUCUGAUAAUAUUGUAGCUCGUCUUCCUGAUUUUAAACAUGCUAAACGAAAUAUUCAAAAUCGACGAGGAAAAACUGAUUUACCCGAAAUUCCACAUGAUAAAACAUUUAAUCAAAUUUCGGACAAAUUAACAACAACAAAUCGAAACAGUGUGUUUCUACAAUUUAAUUCUGGUCCAGGCAGUGAUCGUAUUAUUAUAUUUGCAUCAGCUGAACAACUUCAACUUCUUGAAAAUUGA
Molecule: messenger RNA, 1224 nt
Organism: Rotaria socialis
Lineage: Eukaryota; Metazoa; Rotifera; Eurotatoria; Philodinida; Philodinidae
Source: the annotation of a GenBank genome assembly